GAAAGGACGUGAUGCCAUGUGAAUGCCGGUUCAAGAUCUGUAGGGAUUGCUUCAUGGAAGCCCAGAAAGAGACAGGUCUUUGUCCAGGAUGCAAGGAACAAUACAAAGUCGGAGACAUGGAUGAUGAUACCCCUGACUUCUCUAGUGGUGCUCUCCCCUUACCCGCUCCAGGAAAAGACCAACGUGGCAACAACAACAACAUGUCUAUGAUGAAGAGGAACCAAAACGGCGAAUAUGAUCAUAACAGAUGGUUAUUCGAGACGCAAGGCACAUAUGGUUACGGUAAUGCGUAUUGGCCCCAAGACGAAAU
Molecule: messenger RNA, 310 nt
Organism: Camelina sativa (false flax)
Lineage: Eukaryota; Viridiplantae; Streptophyta; Magnoliopsida; Brassicales; Brassicaceae
Source: RefSeq, a predicted model, not a curated record